UAUUCUAAGGAGAGAUAUAUUACCAUGCAUGGUCAGGGUUGAUUGAUAGACCUUGAUCGAAUGCAAUAGCCGCGGUGUCCUGUCGAUCUUGGGCGGAGAAUGCCGACCCAAGGUGUAUGUCUGUAUCGAGUGCAGGAGAUAUAAGAUUGGGAUGAUCCCAUAGAAUUAAGCAUCAGCCAGCUCACAAUCUACAAAGCCGUCAAGCCUCAGAGUUCGUCAUUCAUUUGAGUAUAACACCGCCGACAUGCAGUUUCUUCCUGCUCUCCUUUUGGCGUUGACUCCUCUGUCUCUCGCUCUCCCAACCACCUCUCCCAUUGAGAACACUCUUGAGGCUAGACAAUGCGCUACCACAUGUGGCUCGGUCUGCUAUUCUUCUUCAACCCUCUCUGCUGCACGUAGCGCUGCUGCAAACUACGUCAAGAACGGUGGACACGCAGGCAGUUCGACCUAUCCACAUGUCUACAACAACUACGAGGACUUCAACUUCGCUAUCGCUGGGCCCUACUACGAGUUCCCAAUCCUGUCUAGUGGUAAAACCUACACUGGUGGAUCCCCGGGCCCUGAUCGUGUUGUAAUCAACAAGAACGGUGCUCGCGCUGGUGAAAUUACGCACACUGGUGCUAGCGGGAACAACUUUGUUGGAUGUUCUGGCACUUCGUAGGAGGGAUUGGGGAAGAGUUCCUGGGGCUUACGGU
Messenger RNA from Aaosphaeria arxii CBS 175.79, 695 nucleotides. RefSeq names its product ribonuclease-domain-containing protein. NCBI's taxonomy places the organism in Eukaryota, Fungi, Ascomycota, Dothideomycetes, Pleosporales. The record is from RefSeq and is a predicted model, not a curated record. Bases 245 to 661 code for a protein of 138 amino acids. Gene Ontology annotation, molecular function: RNA binding; RNA nuclease activity. The transcript is spliced from 3 exons.